This is a messenger RNA of Oncorhynchus nerka (sockeye salmon), 3761 nucleotides long. RefSeq names its product acetylcholinesterase collagenic tail peptide-like. NCBI's taxonomy places the organism in Eukaryota, Metazoa, Chordata, Actinopteri, Salmoniformes, Salmonidae. The transcript has 18 exons. The record is from RefSeq and is a predicted model, not a curated record. Bases 257 to 1639 code for a protein of 460 amino acids.
UGCUGGAGGGACGCAGCUCCACACUGUCGCGCCAAAUGAAAGGUCCCUCCCUUUAAUUUAACUGUGACGUUAUUGGCCCCUGAAAGGAUACAUUAGCUUACACGUAAAUGUCAAGGAAGGAGAGGUAUAGGGAGAAGAAUAUGAGGAAAUAAUCGCGCUACUUGAAGAGCUUUUAUUUAAGAGACUCUGCAACUAAAAGAUCUCCAGGAGUGGAGUCGACGUGGAUACAGAAUACAGAAUACAGAAUAACCUCAAGAUGGAGAUGGUCUGGAAAGUUCUGUGCCUUCAGCUCCUCCUCUGCCAGACAUGGGCCCUGUCUUCAUACCACCACUUAGACCAUAUGCUCAAUGCUCAAACAGCCCUCAGGUCCUUGGAUGAGCCAAUGAGGUUUGACCCCUGCUGUCUCCUGGCCCCUCCCCCACCCCCACUCUUCCCUCCGCCCUCCCUGCUCUGGAAGCGAGGGACUACGGUUGACUACCCAGUGAAAGAGGGAGGAGGAGGAGGAGAGAAGGAGGAAGAGCAGAGGUAUAAACAUCUGCCUGUGAUCCAUGGAUGUAAACCAGGACCCCAGGGACCCAAGGGACCCCCAGGACCAGAGGGUCCCAGUGGAAUGCCAGGAAUUAGUGGACCGAAGGGAGACAAGGGAGAGAUCGGACGACCAGGGUCAAAGGGUCGUACUGGUCCUCCUGGGUUACCAGGGAGACAGGGACCAGCCGGAUGGCCCGGUCCAGAGGGACCCAAAGGAGAGAAAGGAGAGCUGGGGCUGAUGGGUCUGCCCGGGCUGAGAGGACCACCUGGAACCAAGGGUCUUCCUGGUUAUAAAGGAGAGAAGGGGUCUCGUGGUAAUUCAGGCGUUUUAGGACCAAAGGGCAACAAGGGCUCCGUAGGUCUCUCUGGGAUGUUGGGACAGAAGGGUGUGAUGGGAUCGAAGGGAGACCCAGGAAUUUCAGGAAAGAGUGGACCAACUGGCCGACCUGGGAAGAGAGGACAACAUGGUGUGAAGGGUCAGGAUGGAACCCCAGGUCCAAUGGGUCCUACAGGUCCUGCUGGUCCCUCUGGUCAUCCUGGACCCCCUGGACUACCUGCCUCAGGCCUGUACCUGGUAGGGGAGAAGGGAGAUAAGGGUGUAGCGGGAUCUCCAGGUGUCUGUGACUGUAACACCCCUGUGGGAGUCAACGCCCCACACUACGGCAUUUACACCCAACGAGGCAACUACCACAAAGUCCCCGUGAUCUUUGUAGUGGACAGUGAGGAGGAGUUGGAUCAUCUCCACACGGUCAAUGCCAUCGCCUUCAGGAAGGACCAGAGGUCUCUCUACUUCAAAGACAAAGAUGGCUGGCAGCCCAUACAGGCUCUCCAGUCGACAGAGAAGGUUCCGGAACGGGUGGGUGUGUGUGGGGACGGACUGGUGCAGAACGGAGAGGAGUGUGAUGAUGGAAACAACGUCGUCACAGAUGCCUGUCUCAAUUGUAGGUGGGCGUACUGUGGAGAUGGAUAUCGUCAUGAGGGCCUGGAGGAGUGUGAUGGAAAUGACUUUGGUUACCAGACCUGCACAUCAUAUCUCCCUGGGUCUUUUGGCCAUCUCAGAUGUACUGGGUCCUGUUCCAUCGAUUCUACUGGUUGCAAAUACUUCACCUGAGCCAAUGAGAAGAUGGCAGCAUUGCAGUAUUACCAAUUGUGAUUGGUCCACCUUCAGCGAGCCUCUCCUUGUUGUGGUCUAUACUUCAGCUCUGUUCUGGAGUAUUCCGUAAAGAAGAUUAGGGGGGGGGGGACACACCGUAGCUCAAAUAUGACAGACUGUGUGUACCUAUGAAAAACUCAAACAUUUUUCCUCUAAGCUACUAUUGGGGGACAGCUUUGGCCACGGGAGACCCCUUGUAUUGUGUCUGGAUGGGGUGUGGCUCGCAUGACUAUGGCUGUGUUGACUGUUCUCGUGACUCUACGCUGGUACCUCUGGCUGUAGCACUGUUUAAGGAAUGUUAAAAAAAACACUGGUGCUAAUUGGGCAAUAUGUGUAAGGUAUACAGGAAGUUAUACAGGAAGUUAUACAGGGGAAGUUAUACAGGAAGUUAUACAGAAAGUUAUACAGUAUGAUUGUAAUGUGUAUAAGCUCAAAUAUCGCAGUAAAGUUAAGCUUGAUUGUUUCAACAUCCAUUUGACAUGCGUCUCGACAACAAAACAAAAACAAAUUGUUUCAACAUCCAUUUGACAUGCGUCUCGACAACAAAACAAAAACAAAUUGUUUCAACAUCCAUUUGACAUGCGUCUCGACAACAAAACAAAAACAAAUUGUUUCAACAUCCAUUUGACAUGCGUCUCGACAACAAAACAAAAACAAACAAAAAGAUGUGUUUUAACCAUGUCCAGCACGUAGCUAUAGCAACCUCGGAACGCCUGUAAUGAAUUUACACUGAUAGUCAAAUGUGACGGAGCCGUUGACUGUUAAUUCAAUGAUGGUCUCUUUUACCAGUCCUCUGCAGAGUGAGUAAAGAGGCAUUCGGUCACUGUAGCUUCCUCACUACGCACUUAAAGGUGCAAAAGAUGGAACCGAAUAAAGCUAUUAAAAGCGAUGCCAUAGAGGAACCAUUUUACAGUCUCUGAAGAGAAAUACGUGGUGUGGUUCCAAAAGCAGAAAUGUUUUGGCCCCUCCAGGACCCGGGAUUGAAUAGCCCUGCUGUAGAGUUUUAAGGACUUAUUUGCAUAUUUCACAAUGUGGCUUUUGAGUGAAUUUUAGGUACCAUUACCACCCAUUACUUUGUUUUCUAGUGACAGAGACAUUUAUUUUAUUUUUUUUUGCAGUUUUUCAUUUUCUGUCCUGUAGCCUUCACCAGGUGAGAGUCAAAGUGAAUAUGUCAUUAUUCAUUAUUUUAAACCUAAUAACAGUGGCCUGAAAUUUGUCGUUUACAGGCCACAUUAAGCCUGCAAGUCACAUUAUGCUGGUUUGCCAGAUGUUGUGUAAUUCCUAUUGGAAUCCAGCCAGACUGGAUAUAUUCAACAUGUAGAGGUUUUUAUUCACCCACAACCUGCAUUCAGAAUGACUGCCAGUGUUGAAAAGAAAAAUACAUGAGACUAUCUUAAACAUAUAAACUGGGACAUCAAUUUCAGUAACGGGUGCAAUAAAUCCAAGUAACAGAUUGGAAUUGUUUAGAAAAAUGCUUUUAUUUAUAUUGAACUAACAUCAGAUUGAUGAAUCAAUGAAUGUACAUGCAUAGAUAUUGAAACAAACCAUUUCAAAAAUCUAACUGCAAUAGAGAAUGCUGGGAAAUAUGGUAAUGAUGGGAGUGGUUUUGAAAGGGACACAGCUGCAGGCUUCCAUACAUUUUCAAGAACCUUGUAGGAUUCUGAAGAACCAUUUGAUGCCACGUCAAGAACCCCACACUUCACUCAUAGGUUAUUUUAGCGGGUAAGAGCUCUCCAAGGAACCUUAAGAGCUGAGGUAGAACCAUUUUUAAGAACCUUCAUCUUUUUCAGCAUUUAAGAAAGAGUACUAUUCAGCCAACAUUGUCUUUCCAAAGAAGUGUCUGAUACUUUAUUUAUGCAAAUUAGGAGUGUGUAAAUAGCUCUGCUUGACGUAUUUAAUCUUUAAUUAAUUGAGAACAAAUGAUAUCUUACGAUAAAGACCUAUUUGUAUUUAUAUACUAUAAUGCUUGUGUCUAGGGUCUACUGUAUGUACUACUGUAGGGUCUACUGUAUGUACUACUGUAGGGUCUACUGUAUGUACUACUGUAGGGUCUACUGUAUGUACUACUGUAGGGUCUACU